Dermacentor andersoni is the source of this 3125-nucleotide messenger RNA. Its product is annotated as lipid droplet-associated hydrolase-like. The record is from RefSeq and is a predicted model, not a curated record. Gene Ontology annotation, molecular function: lipase activity. Gene Ontology annotation, cellular component: lipid droplet. NCBI's taxonomy places the organism in Eukaryota, Metazoa, Arthropoda, Arachnida, Ixodida, Ixodidae. Gene Ontology annotation, biological process: lipid storage.
AAUACCUUUUUCGCUUACUAUGCAUUGCCAAUCUCGGAGACCACAAACCACCGUUCGCUUUGCAAGUGCGAAACAAAGACGAGCGAAGUCAGUUUCUCUUUUGUCGCUGUAGGCUGUCUCCCAUCGUGAGCCGUGGGACUGUUUCAUUCAAACAUAAGCGACUGAUUGUCGACGCCGGAACGCGCGUUCUGAUCGUAGCUUCACAGCAGUCGCUUGCAAUGGCACAGAGACAAGUUCCCAAGGUGCGCUAUGAAUACAUGACGGUGAACAGCGUUCCGACAAAAGUUGUGCUGGUGGGAAAGACUGACCUUGGCCCCAAGUGCCAGGAGCCGCUUUUGAUAUGCAUUCCAGGGAACCCAGGAAUUAUUGAGUACUAUGAAGACUUUCUCACUGAAGUAUACGACCAUUUUGACGGCAGACUUCAUGUCUGCGGCCUUUCUCAUGCGGGACAUGAUGAAGUUGUGACAAAGCACCUAGCACCGUCGCCGAAAGAGCACUGGCACCUCUAUGGGCUUUACGGGCAGGUGAGACACAAAGUGGAAUUUGUCAGGAGUCUGGUGACUGGCAAUCGUGCCAUCUUUCUUGCUGGCCACUCAAUUGGGGCCUACAUGAUUCUUCAGGUGCUCGAGGAGCUCAAGGAACUCAAUGUGAAGCGGUCAUUCCUGCUGUUCCCUGUGAUUGAGCGGCUCUCUGAGACUCCCAAUGCUUGUAAUCUAACAUGGGACGCCCGGCUGCUGAGGCUCCUCAGCUGGCUCAUCGUGCUACUCCUCACGGUGCUUCCAGAGACAGUCAAGUCACUGUUGGUUUCUUGGUAUUGCCGAAGUUUGCCACCGGCUAUACGACAGCGCUCAAUCAAAGCCACGAAUGUGCUGUUCAAGCCAACUGUUUUUCAAAUUGUGAUGGACAUGGCUCAUGAAGAACUUCAAGUGCUGGGAGAGAGAGACGAUGAAUUCAUUGGGGCCCACAUGGAGCGGCUGACCUUCUACUAUGGCUGCAAUGAUGGCUGGUGCCCCAUACUCUUCUAUCAGGAGAUAAAGGAGACCUUCCCAAAUGGCGACAUCACCCUCUGCUCUCUCAACCUCAAGCAUGCAUUUGUGCUCGACCGUACAGCUGAGAUCGCUGCCUUUGUCUCUAACAGAAUUAGGAACAGCUUGUGAUGCGAUUCCUCAAACGCUUUAAUGUACAUGCUUCUCCUGGUGACUGUGCCACUGCGGUGAUAUUUUGUUCUUGUCACUAUAAUUAUACAACGGCAUUUUUUGAAGGCCUAUCGUUGUUAUUGUGCUCUUGUGGUAGUGUUUUGUUCUUUUCUUAGUAGAAAGGCAUGGUGCUUGAAUGAUAUCUUAUUCUGUAGAUUUAUUUGUGCUCAUGCAAUAUCAUUUCAUAUUGUUCUUGACAUGGAGUACAAAUGUUUCAUUUCUUGCCAUAUUUGCACUAUAUCUGCUUGCCUCGUACGGGUGGUAGAAUCAUUUCUAAAUUACAUUGAGAUGUGUUGUUCCAGUUUUUGGUGCUUGGAACAUUUGUACAUGAGCCAGGCGGCGGGGCUCUGUCUCCACUUCUUUUAAUCCUUCCGCUGGACCAAACAUUUCAUCACUGUUUUGUACUACAUUCAAUCCUCACAUCUUCAAAUGAAUGCAGUGCUCACAAAAGCAGUGUGACCAUUUUUACAAACUUGUGGUAACAAAGUUUAAAGGUAGACAAGAGAUUGUGUGUAUAUAAUGUGUGUGUCUGUGAAAUUAAAAGAAAAUAACCUGUUAAUGAUGAUGCCUAUAUUUACAUGAAUGUACCACUUGAUCGUUUGAAUAAUGCGAGAGCUGAAUUCCUGGGUUUUCGAGGUACCGUUGUCAAGAUGACCUGAUAUGUAUUGUGUACAGAAACCACACCCAAACGCAACAAAGAAACACAAAUGACACAUGUUAGCACCUGUAAAACAGGUACUUAUAAGUAUUUAUUCUAGGCACUAUCAUUGCAUGGACCUUGACUAUUGCGUAUGAGUGCUGUGACCCAACAAAGAAAUUGAGUUCCCUUGUCAUUGUCCCCCCACUGCCAUUAUCAUACUAUCAUUUUAAGUGCGUGCAAGCCAGGUGUGUGAGAAAACCCAAUUACAGGGUGUUGGCUUUUCCUCAUAACUUCAGUGCAUGAUGGUGAUUGUGCAGGACUGAUUUUUAGAAAUAGGGAAAGUUUGCAUAGUAUUCAUAGCGUAGUUCGAAACGUAAUGUAAGGCACGCUUUUAGGCUUUCGGUUAGGCGAAAAACAAUCGUGUCAUAUUGAUGCGAGAUAGGCUUGCAUCUGGGGCCGCCGGCCACUUGAACGAGAACGAAGAAGUGGAUAGUGGUAUGCGCGAUCUCUGAGUGUCAACCAUUAUUAAAAGAACACAAUUUUGCCAAGGCUUUGCUUAACUUCGCGACAAUAUUUGUGAAAACACAAUGCCACUCAAAUAUUCGUUCCAUACCUUUGUGUGGUUGUUGGUGGCCUGUGAGCUGCUGUUACAAAGUGUAUCCUGCGCAAAAAAUGUGUCAGAAGUCUACUUCCUUUGCAUAGUCAAGCAUAAACAUAUUUUUAUUCACUGAACUCAUAUACCCAGUAAGAAGUUUGUUUCUGUGUGUACUUUUAGCAUUAGUUGCAGAAAACAUUGCUGGUGUGAGCUAGAAUUACAUGUUUGCUUGGUGCAAAGUGUUAACAAAUUCUCAUUGCAGUUUGCUGUGCAGUCACUGCAGAUGACUAGUCAUGCUCAGACUCUUUUGACACAAGUAAGAAAGUUUGAGUUACUUAAUAGAAAAUUUGCUGGUUACCAGUUGCCAUGACCCCUAAAUAUAUUAUGUUUUUUCUACCUACAAUCCUUAUACUAAUGCCUAGAAAUGAGUAAUUAUGACAUUGACAUGGCCAUCGUCUAUGCAUUGUCUAGUCUGACAAAAAUAGUCUGCUGUUAGCCGGUUUUACGCCUGUUUCUGUUUGCUGCAUUAUUGAAAACACAGUAUUUUUAACGCUCAAAUCCUGUGCAUUACUCACUACUCAUUUUUUGUUGUAAGAAUGAAUUCAUGUGGUGUUGUUGAUGCUUGCCUAAUCUUGGCAUUUACUUGACUUUUUGUCUGAUUCAUUGUUGACAAUACACUGUUUUUAAAAGUUUA